UACCGGAACAUCCAAUCACGUUCACUGGUUUAAAGAAACAAAAGAUGAAGUAGGAGUCCGCGAGGAACAAAUAGCUUUUGAUGUUCAUGACGAUGACGAAGACAAUCGCGUCAUUCUGAUGGAAACUAUGUCGAUUCAGGUUAGAAAGACAACCUUGGGGGAUUCUGGGAUAUAUCGAUGUAAAAGCAUUGAGAAUGGAAGAAUCCAUGGUAUGUACGAUGUAGAAAUCAAAGAGGAAGAACCUGAUCAAAUCAACGAAGUAUUCAUCGCUGAGGGCGCACUGCCAUAUGAACCCGAACUCCGUGAGGGAACUGUGCUUUAUACCAAGUGGAGUGAAUGGAGUCCAUGCAGUCGUUGUGGGGAGAAAGGUGAAACGGUUCGAAUGGGCUACUGUUUUGUCGAAGUAUUUCUUCUUGAAUAUGCCGACGGAGUACCUUGUAAGUCGGAUAAGCUGUCACGUGAUCAGCUUACCCUUUUCUCUAGUAGGAAAGACGAACGAAUGGUGGAUGAAUGUCAUGAAUUGUGUGAAAAUCAACUGGAUAUCACUACCAUCGCCAUGGAAACACUGAUGACAAGGACUGUGAGGCGAAAUGUUGGAGAUAGGGUUAAAUUGGAAUGUCCAGGGGCGAAUGUUGACACUGCGAUCACGUGGAUGAAUGGAACCAUUCAGCUGAGGGCCUUUGACCUACAUCGUAUUGGUGGCCGAGUUCGUAUCGACGUUCUGAACAUAUUGCAUAUUCGUGACCUCGUGACAUACGACAGUGAGACUUACACCUGCUAUCAUGACAGGGAAAAGGCGGCAGAAUUCAAACUUGUUGUGACUACACCGUUCCUCAAGAAAGGUUCAUGGCAGUACUUUGCAUAUCUAUUUGCAUAUUUCAUAGUACUGACAACCAUUUUCAUCGUUGUCAUGGUGGUGAGACACCAUCGAAUGAUGCGAACAAGAUUCAAAUAACCUUAUAUCUAAAAUAUGAGUAAAUGAUUUCUGUCAAUAUAAAUCAUGUAAACAUGCAAUGUCACCUG
Messenger RNA from Saccoglossus kowalevskii, 1023 nucleotides. RefSeq lists its product as uncharacterized. Lineage: Eukaryota; Metazoa; Hemichordata; Enteropneusta; Harrimaniidae. The record is from RefSeq and is a predicted model, not a curated record.